Molecule: messenger RNA, 1437 nt
Organism: Paramuricea clavata
Lineage: Eukaryota; Metazoa; Cnidaria; Anthozoa; Malacalcyonacea; Plexauridae
Source: the annotation of a GenBank genome assembly
AUGCGAGCCAGAGGAAAAGAAUCGAAACCCUGCAAAAAUAUAGUUGGUUACGAUGCCAAUGCGCUCUACUUGUGGGCCAUCAUGCAAGACAUGCCAACGGGGCAGUACACAAGACGGUUAGAGGAGGACGGGUUUAAGAAACGGUGGAGUGGGAAAAUGGCGAUCGAAUGGUUAGAAUGGCAAGCGUACAGUCACGACAUUAGUAUCAGACACGAGUACAACAACACGGAGAAAAGAAUUGGCACUCGUCGUCUCCCUGUGGACGGUUUUCACGCUGAAUCACAAACGGUGUUUCAGUUUCAUGGUAAGUUGUUGUUUUAGUGUAGUUAAGAUUAAAUUAAUUAGCUAGGAUUAAGUUAAUUGUGUGGGAGUGAGUUAAUGAGUUUUUAGCGAUUGCGUGGGCUUGUAGGAUAACUUUAUUUUUCUUUUGUAGGUUUAACUGUAUUGCACUUUAUUUUAAUAGGUUGUUAUUGGCAUGGGCACAACUGUCAUCUGAACGAAGGUAAAGAAGUCAACGAGAAGCGUGAUAAGCCCAUGAAAGAAAUCCUUGAAGAGACAAAAAGAAACAGUGCCUAUAUCACGAAGCAGGAAUUCAAUCUCGUUGAAUGUUGGGAAUGUGAGUGGCGAGAUAUGAAGAAACGAAACAGCGCGCUGCAACGAUUCAUCGCCACCCAUCUGCGUCGACCACUGGAUAAAGUGAAAACCAUGACCAAACAGUCCAUUAUCAACGCAGUGAAGAAUGAUAAACUAUUUGGAUGUGUGGAGUGUGAUAUCCACGUGCCUGAGAGUUUGCGAGAAUACUUCAAAGAGAUGUGCCCCAUCUUCAAGAAUACCGAAAUAUGUCGAGAAGACAUCGGUGAGUUCAUGAAGAGCUACGCCGAAGAAAACAACAUCAUGCCCCGACCCCGGCGAAGUCUCAUUGGAAGUAUGAUCGGAAAGAAGAUAAUGUUGGCAACCCCUCUUCUAAAGUGGUAUUUAGAACAUGGUUUAGAGGUACGUUUUAAAUAUUAAAAACUUGUAAAUUGCAGGAGAAAAUGUUUAACAAAUUUUAUUAUCGUUUUAGGUAACACACGUCUACCAGAUAGUCGAGUAUACCCCUAAGCCAUACUUCAAACCUUUCGGUGACGCUGUAUCGGAUGCUUGUCGUGCUGGUGAUGCAGACCCCUCCAAAGCCAUCAUUGCGGACACGAUGAAAUUGGUCGGGAAUAGGUGAGUUUUAAAAUCACGCUGUCGUGACAUAUUCAAGAAAUACUCAUUUUUUUUGUAUUUCUAUACAGCUCAUACGGGAAGACCAUCACCAACAAAAAGCGUCAUCGCAAGGUGGAUUACUGCAACGAUGAUGAGGUUUCUGAAUUAAUCAACUCACCAUUCUACCGCCAAAUGAACGUGAUCGACGAUGACACCUACGAAGUGGAAAGUACUAAGAAGAAAAUUUAG